This is a messenger RNA of Elaeis guineensis (African oil palm), 673 nucleotides long. RefSeq names its product cypmaclein. The record is from RefSeq and is a predicted model, not a curated record. Lineage: Eukaryota; Viridiplantae; Streptophyta; Magnoliopsida; Arecales; Arecaceae.
ACCCACGCAAUGCCACCAUCCCCACUCACAUUUUUCUCCAUUCCUGGCCUGCUUCACGUGAGGUGGUGGCCAUGGCUUUGAGAGCGCUGCUUUUCACCGUGGUUCUACUUUGCAUCCUUCCUGAGGCUCCUUUUGAUAGGGCAGUGGUGGAGGCUGAUCCGAUGAUCCCAAGAGGUGGGAACGGGAAGGCAGUUCUAGACUGCACGGGGCUGUGUGGGGUGCGGUGCGGUCGGCACUCCCGGCCGAACGUGUGCCUCCGAGCGUGCGGGACAUGCUGCUUCAGGUGCAAGUGCGUGCCACCGGGCACUUCUGGCAACCGGGAGAUGUGUGGGACUUGCUACACCAACAUGACCACCCAUAACAACAGAACCAAGUGUCCUUGAAUCAGGACUGCUUGUCUUCGUGCUCUCUUGAUGAUAGUGAUGACGACGUGUGGAUGCGGUGCCUCCUUGCUUGUGACGUUUAUGUACCAUAUAUAUAUAUAUAUAAUAUGCUAUCUUGUUACGUCUUGGAACGGUACUUUGUUGCUGAUUGUAGUAUAUCGUGGUGGGUUUGGUUUCAUCUUUUGUAGUGACACUAGAGAGGGCAAUGAAGCUUUCUUUACUCUGUUAGUCUUCUAUCAUGCAUUUCUUCCUUGAGUGAUGACGCUCCUAUGCUGAAGGGUAAAAUCAUA